This is a messenger RNA of Babesia sp. Xinjiang, 969 nucleotides long. RefSeq names its product Guanine nucleotide-binding protein subunit beta-like protein. NCBI's taxonomy places the organism in Eukaryota, Apicomplexa, Aconoidasida, Piroplasmida, Babesiidae. Gene Ontology annotation, cellular component: cytosol; nucleus. The transcript has 4 exons. The record is from RefSeq and is a predicted model, not a curated record. The coding region runs from base 1 to 969 and encodes 322 amino acids. Gene Ontology annotation, biological process: positive regulation of protein phosphorylation; rescue of stalled cytosolic ribosome. Gene Ontology annotation, molecular function: translation regulator activity; protein kinase C binding; ribosome binding.
AUGAGCAGUACUGUUCUAGAUUAUAAGGGCGCCCUAACCGGUGGCCACACUGGCUGGGUGACUUCUAUCUCGUGUCCAGGCAGGAGCGAUAUCAACACGGUCAUAUCUGCUUCAAGAGACAAGAAGAUUAUGAUCUGGGAAGUAUACAGGGACGAUGUGGAUGGCGAAAUCGGUAUUGCGAAGAAGUCACUUACCGGACACUCGCAGCCUGUCCAGGACGUCACUAUGUCCUUUGACGGACUUUUUGCACUUUCAGGUUCUUGGGACGGCACUUUGAGGCUGUGGGAUUUGGUCAAGUCCAGGACUGUACACGUAUUCAACGGCCACACCAGCGACGUAUAUAGCGUCGAUUUCAGCCCAGACAACCGUCAAAUUAUUUCAGCUAGCCGUGAUAACACCAUCAGGCUGUGGAACACUCUGUCAGAGUGCAAAAGUACUGUUACAAAUGCACACAGCGACUGGGUCUCGUGCGUCAGGUUCUCACCGAACCCUCACGAACACGUAUUUGUAUCUGGAGGUUGGGACAGGUUGGUCAAGGUAUGGGAUCUUGCCACGUGCAACCUCAAGUUCAACCUCACUGGUCACGAGGGCACUGUUUCAUGCACAUCAAUCUCACCUGACGGCUCCCUUUGCGCAUCCGGUGGAAAGGAUGGUAUAGCUCGUCUUUGGGACAUGAAGGAGGGAAAUAACCUCCAUCUCUUAGAGGCCGGGGCACCCAUCAACGCACUGUGCUUCUCACCCUGCAACUACUGGCUAUGUGUAGCUACAGACAGGGCAAUUAAGGUGUGGAAUUUGGAGAACAAGAAUGUGCUUGCUGAAAUAACCAGCGAUAAACCAAAGAAGGUCGGACUCCCAUGGUGCGUAUCGCUCUGUUGGAACGCGGACGGCACAAUGCUAUUUGCUGGUUCCACAGAUGGUAAUAUUCAUGUUUACCAGGUUAACAAGAGUUACAAUUACAUUGCCAACUGA